Molecule: messenger RNA, 1906 nt
Organism: Chinchilla lanigera (long-tailed chinchilla)
Lineage: Eukaryota; Metazoa; Chordata; Mammalia; Rodentia; Chinchillidae
Gene: Cmss1
Product: cms1 ribosomal small subunit homolog (yeast)
Exons: 13
Coding region: 190-1695 (501 amino acids)
Biological process (GO): phospholipid translocation
Cellular component (GO): endoplasmic reticulum; Golgi apparatus; plasma membrane
Source: RefSeq, a predicted model, not a curated record
UCCCCAUUCACCCACCCUGAAUCCAGCCACCUCUGAGAAGCCGACUUAGGACCACAGGAGGCUGUGGGAGGACAGCUAAGUAGAAGCCAUCACCAGGAUCCUCAGGAGAGAAGAGGAAAGAGACAUAAAAACAAUGGGAUUUGAAUUAAUUAAGAAUCAUCAGAUGGUGAAAGAGGAGGAGAAACCAAAAUGAUACAGCAGGAGACAGGUGCAGUUCCUGCAUCACCAAGAAAGCCCGAACAGCCGAAAGAAUGUUUCCUGAUACAACCAAAGGAAGCAAAAGAAGAUGCCACCAAGACCAGGAAGAGGAGAAAGAAGAAAAUUACUGAUGUCCUCGCAAAAUCAGAGCCAAAACCAGGGACGCCUGAAGAUCUACAGAAGCUGAUGAAGGACUAUUACAGCAGCAAUCGCUCAGUGAUUGAAUUAGAAGAACUAAAUCUACCAGAUUCCUGUUUCCUCAAGGCCAAUGACUUGACUCACAGUUUCUCAUCGUACCUAAAGGAAAUUUGUCCUAAGUGGGUAAAACUGCGGAAGAACCACAGUGAGAAGAAGUCGGUCCUGAUGCUGAUCAUUUGCAGCUCUGCCGUCCGAGCUCUGGAGCUCAUUAGCCCUAAAAUGAAGGAAAUACCCGAGCAGCCGCUGUCCAGGAUGCCAGACAACACCGCCAUGAAGCAGCAGAAGCUGCCUGCCCACCACCUGCGCUUCUCGGCCAAGCUGGUCCUCUCUAUUUUUUUUGGCACGGGCGCAUUCUGCCUUUGCAUGGGCGUCAUCCUAAUAUUAUCUGCAAAGAAGACCAAGAAAGUAGAGAUUAAUUACACAAAAAUAUGCGCAAAUUGUGCUGAAUUUCGGGAAAAUGCCUAUAACUUUGACAAGGAGUGUACCUGCUCUAUACCUUUUUACCUUCCACAGAAAAUGGAGGGUAACGUUUACAUGUACUACAAAUUGUAUGGCUUCUAUCAGAAUCUCUAUCGAUACAUUCAGUCCAGAAGUAAUAACCAAUUGACGGGUGAGGAUGUAAGGGAUGUUGAGAACUGCGCUCCGUUCAAAGUGUCUCGCGACGGUACUCCCAUUGCUCCUUGUGGGGCUAUCGCCAACAGCAUGUUCAACGAUACCAUAAUUCUUUCAUACAAACUUAAUUCGUCUGUACAUAUCAGAGUCCCAAUGCUAAAGAAUGGACUUACAUGGUGGACAGAUAAGUAUGUCAAAUUUCAGAAUCCAAGUUUCAAUGAUCUUCCUAGCAAAUUUGCAGGAAGCACAAAGCCCCCAAACUGGCCUAAACCAGUCUAUGAGCUCGAUAAAAGCAACCCAGACAACAACGGCUUCCUCAACGAUGACUUCAUUGUCUGGAUGCGGACAGCUGCCUUUCCCACAUUCAAAAAGCUGUACCGUAGACUCUACCGGAUUCACCAUUUUAUUCAAGGCCUGCCUGCUGGUAAUUAUAGUUUCAACAUAUCCUACAAUUUUCCAGUAACCAGGUUCCAAGGAGAAAAAGCUGUUGUUCUUUCCAUCCCGACGUGGUGUGGAAGUGGGGGCUUUUUCUUAGGCAUCGCCUACACAGUCACAGGAGCGUUAACAUGGUUGGCCUCUUUUGUCUUAAUGGCCUUUCACUUGACCUGGAAAAGAAAGAAGAAAGAAGUCCUCCAAGAGCGAAGUCAGGCCUCAAGCAGAAAAGCGGAAAACACAAGUGGACAAUGAAGUAACACAGCCCUGGCUGGGAGCAGACAUUUCAAGAAAGGGAACUGGAUCGACUGAACAAAUGCGAUCCCUGAUAACUAGUGAGAAUUUCAGCAGUGGGAGGGCAGAAAGUAGAGGAGGGGGAGGGGGAGGGAGAGAAGGAGAAGAAGGAAUGUUUGUGUGUAGUAAAAUGUUCUUGGAAUGGAAACCAUAAAGCAUCUUUGGGCUCUAA